Halichondria panicea is the source of this 1613-nucleotide messenger RNA. Its product is annotated as ATPase GET3-like. Gene Ontology annotation, molecular function: ATP binding; ATP hydrolysis activity. The coding region runs from base 388 to 1449 and encodes 353 amino acids. The record is from RefSeq and is a predicted model, not a curated record. Lineage: Eukaryota; Metazoa; Porifera; Demospongiae; Suberitida; Halichondriidae. Gene Ontology annotation, biological process: post-translational protein targeting to endoplasmic reticulum membrane. Gene Ontology annotation, cellular component: GET complex. The transcript is spliced from 9 exons.
ACUUUGACUCUAGCAUUUCUGCACGUGGCAGCCAAAAAAAUUAUUACAUGUACUAGCAGCUAGCUACGUGUACGUAGCUACAAGUAGCAGCUUGUUAGUGCUUCACAAAGACUUUCUCAUGGCAGAGUUCAAGUUUAUGCAGUGGCCUCUCUUGAAUUGUAGCCUCCUCUUCCAGCAAAAUGAAACAUUGAGUAGCCGCGGCUCCUGAUCAAGCAUAUACGGUAACUUCAAGAUCGAGAGGUCAAAAUGUUUUCUGGGGGUCCAUAAUUUUGGGGGGCAUACAAUUCCACCCGUAUUUUCUCUUAUGACGUCACCCUUACAUAGCCUACAUAAUAAUUAAUAUAUAUACAGUACCUGUUCUGGUAGACAGUUUGUUUCUUUUCCACCAUGGCUGCAUCGACAUAUCAGCCUGAAGAAGAGCCCAAAUCAAAAUCAUUACUGUCAGGUCAUAGUGAGACAGAGUUGGAACCUGGUCUCAACAAUGUCCUUGAGCAAAAAUCAUUGAGAUGGAUCUUUGUUGGCGGAAAAGGUGGUGUUGGAAAAACCACAUGUAGUUGCAGCCUGGCUAUACUGUUAGCAAAGCAGCGAGAAAACGUUUUGCUAAUAUCCACGGACCCUGCACAUAAUAUCUCUGAUGCUUUUGAUCAAAAGUUCUCUAAGUACCCGACAAUGGUUCAAGGUUUUGGUAAUCUUUAUGCCAUGGAAAUUGAUCCAACCGUUUUAGAUGCUGAUGAAAUACCUAACGAUGCACUUGGUGACGAUUCCUCUGGACUUAGUGGUUUGGCAAAGGAAUUGCUCAGUGAUUUUGCUGAUUCCUUACCUGGUAUUGAUGAGGCUAAAAGUUUCAUGCAAGUAAUGGGGCUAGUGAAGGAACUCCAGUUCUCAGUGGUGGUGUUUGAUACUGCUCCCACUGGCCACACCUUGCGUUUCCUCUCAAUGCCCGCUCUUUUCCAGAAAGGAAUGGGCAAAGUUACACAACUAAAAUCACAGUUCGGCUCUGUAUUUGACCAGCUGCUGCCCAUGCUAAGUACUGGUAGUGGUGAUGAUGGAAGUUUCAGAUCCAAAAUGCAGGAGUCCAUGCCUGCCAUUGAGCAAAUCAAUGAGGAAUUUAGGGAUCCAGACAAAGCUACUUUUGUAUGCGUUUGCAUAGCAGAAUUUCUAUCUCUGUACGAAACAGAACGACUUGUACAGGAACUCACCAAGCUUAACAUUGAUGUGCAUAACAUUGUUGUGAACCAGUUACUAAAUCCAGAACAAGAUGAGCAUGGACAAAUUGUAUGCAAAAUGUGUUCCUCGCGCCACAAGAUUCAAUCCAAGUACCUAGAGCAAAUUCAUGAUCUGUAUGAGGACUUUCACAUCACUGAGUGUCCCCUGCUCACAGAGGAGGUGAGAGGACGGGAAAAAGUAGAAUCUUUCUCCAAAUUUUUGCUUGGAACCAAUUCUAAAUGACGGAACUUUAUAAUUAUAUCUAUAAUGGAAAAUGACAAGACAUUGUGUUUGUUUUAACUAUUAUUAAAGUGACAUGUUAUGAUCAUUGAUGCAACUUUGGCACUUCAUGAUGUUUUGAAAGCCUGUAUUCUUCUUUUGUUUCUCAUUUGUUCUCUUAGUUUCAA